Molecule: messenger RNA, 1773 nt
Organism: Microsporum canis CBS 113480
Lineage: Eukaryota; Fungi; Ascomycota; Eurotiomycetes; Onygenales; Arthrodermataceae
Product: general amino-acid permease GAP1
Exons: 3
Coding region: 1-1773 (590 amino acids)
Biological process (GO): amino acid transmembrane transport
Cellular component (GO): membrane
Molecular function (GO): amino acid transmembrane transporter activity
Source: RefSeq, a predicted model, not a curated record
AUGGCGGGAGAUCAGUAUGAGCUGAACGAGAUCGAUGAUGGCAAAUUCGGCAUCUCAGAGCAUGCGAAUAGCAUCUCUCUCGAAGACAAGCCUCGCAAGAAUUCAGUCGCCAACUUCCGCACCCGCUUCAUCGACAGCUUCAGACGAGACCCGAAUGCAUACUUUUCCCGGCCGGCGAAUGCGGACAACGGGUUUGAUGCUGAGCAGGCUGCGGCCGCCACGGCAGCGUCACCUUUGAGGCGAGCGUUGAAGUCUAGGCAUCUCCAAAUGAUCGCAAUAGGAGGGUCUAUCGGGACCGGUCUGUUUGUCGGGUCUGGAAGGGCGCUCGCGACUGGAGGACCUGCGUCGGUGGUGAUAUCCUUCUCUCUGGUCGGAAUAAUGCUCUACGCUACGAUACAUGCCCUCGGCGAACUUGCCGUCUGCUUCCCUGUCGCCGGGUCUUUCUCCCACUACUCUACCCGUUUCAUCGAUCCUGCUUGGGGGUUCGCCAUGGGGUGGAACUACGCUAUCAUGUGGCUGACGCUGCUGCCGCUGGAAAUCGUCUCGGCCGCCAUCACGGUUGGGUACUGGCAAUCCAGCAUAUCGCCGGCGGCCUGGGUCGCCAUAUUCUACGUCCUCAUCGUCUGCAUCAACAUGUUUGGAGUCAGGGGAUACGGCGAGGCAGAAUUUGUAUUCUCUAUAAUAAAGGUCGUUGCGGUUAUUGGGUUCAUCAUCCUCGGAAUCACCAUCAACUGCGGCGGUGGGCCGAAUGGAGAGUACAUCGGAGGGAAAUUCUGGAGAGAACCCGGUGCUUUCAACAAUGGAUUCAAGGGCCUCUGUAGCGUCUUCGUCACAGCUGCCUUUACCUUUGGUGGAGGAGAGCUCGUUGGCCUGGCUGCCGCGGAGACAAGCAACCCUCGCAAGUCUAUCCCAACCGCAGUCAAGCAGGUCUUUUGGCGUAUUGUUUUGUUCUACAUGGUCUCCAUGACCAUCGUUGGCCUCCUGGUACCCUACACUGACCAAAGAUUGCUGAACGGAACCGCCAGUUCCGACGUCAAGGCCUCUCCCUUUGUUAUCGCCAUCCAAGAUGCUGGCAUCAUAGGACUCGACUCUGUCAUGAAUGUUGUCAUCAUGAUUUCAGUCCUGUCCGUUGGAAACGCUGCCAUCUACGGCUCUUCUCGAACACUUGCUGCCCUGGCGGAGCAACGACAGGCCCCAAAAUUCCUAUCGUACAUCGACCGUAAGGGCCGGCCGCUGCUCGCCAUCAUCGCCGCCUCGAUGUGCGGCCUGUUCGGGUUCCUGGCUGCUUCUUCCAAACAGCAGGAUGCAUUCACCUGGAUGUUGGCCAUCUCCGGCCUCUCCUCCGUCUUCACCUGGGGCUCCAUCUGCCUGGCCCACAUCCGGUUCCGUCAAGGCCUAAAGGCACAGGGCCAGAGGGUCGAUGACCUCCCCUUCCAGGCCCAAGGAGGCAUGAUCGGCUCCUGCAUCGGCUUCGCCAUCAACUGCAUUGUCCUCGUAGCCCAGUUCUGGACCGGGUUUGCCCCGAUCGGCUACGCUGAGCUGUCACCUGCCGGCCGCGUGAAGAACUGGUUCUCAACCUACCUUGCCGCCCCGGUUGUCAUCACCUUCUACAUCGUCUAUAAGCUGUGGCACGGCACGUCCCUGGUGCGAGCAAAGGACAUGGACCUGAUCACCGGUCGUCGAGACCUUAACCUCGCCCAUCUGAUAGCAGAGGAGAGGGCCGAAAGGAUGUCCUGGCCGACUUGGAAGAAGGUUUAUAAGUUUUUCUGUUAA